AUGCAGAAAUACCUCAGGCUGACGAAACAUCUGACUCGGGAGUUCGAUAAGGUAGAAUUCGCACAGAUCCCUAGAAGCCAGAAUAUGAUGGCAGACGAAGUCUCGAAGCUAGCAUCAUCAAAAGAAGGGGGGAUCAGCAUGGACUUGGAAAUGGAAGUCCAGAAAAACCCCAGCAUUGAAGAAGUGCCAACAUUCACAAUCCAGAACAUAAACAACUGGAUGACACCAAUCGUUUCUUUCCUCCAAGAUAGGCAUCUCCCUCAGAACAAAGAAGAGGCCAAGAAGAUCAAGAAGAGGGCGGCCAGAUUUAUGAUCCUCAAUGACACUUUAUACAAAAGAGGCUUCUCCAUGCCUUACUUGAAGUGUGUCGACGAAGAAGAAGUAAAGUACAUACUGAAAGAAAUCUACGAAGGGAUUUGCGGGGACCAUGCCGGCCCUAGGUCCCUAGUGAACAAGGUCAUUCGAACAGGUUAUUUCUGGCCUACUAUGCAGGUGGAUGCAGUGGAGCUCGUAAAGAAGUGUGACAAGUGCCAACGAUACGGGAAUGUCCAGCGGCUUCCAGUAGAGAAACUGACGACGAUAGUCUCUCUGUGGCCAUUUGUGCAAUGGGGAAUCGACAUCGUCAGUCCACUGCCCUAA
Messenger RNA from Quercus robur (English oak), 639 nucleotides. RefSeq lists its product as uncharacterized. Lineage: Eukaryota; Viridiplantae; Streptophyta; Magnoliopsida; Fagales; Fagaceae. The record is from RefSeq and is a predicted model, not a curated record. The transcript has a single exon. The coding region runs from base 1 to 639 and encodes 212 amino acids.